Sardina pilchardus (European sardine) is the source of this 2374-nucleotide messenger RNA. RefSeq names its product zinc finger protein 135-like. Bases 91 to 1761 code for a protein of 556 amino acids. Gene Ontology annotation, molecular function: DNA-binding transcription repressor activity, RNA polymerase II-specific; RNA polymerase II cis-regulatory region sequence-specific DNA binding. The transcript has 3 exons. The record is from RefSeq and is a predicted model, not a curated record. NCBI's taxonomy places the organism in Eukaryota, Metazoa, Chordata, Actinopteri, Clupeiformes, Clupeidae. Gene Ontology annotation, biological process: regulation of transcription by RNA polymerase II. Gene Ontology annotation, cellular component: nucleoplasm.
GUAGACAUCAACACAACUUUUCGAAUUCCCGAGACCCUAGUCAGGACGACUCGAUUUAUAGACAUCGGAAACGUCCUUAAAACGGUAAAAAUGAAAAACCAUGACGACUUUCAGCGCCAAUUCACGUCCGUUAUGGAAAACCUUUUGCAUGCAGCGGUUUCUGAAACGACCAAACUCUUCGAGGACGCUGUGCAAGAAAUGAAAGCGGAGUUGGUUCGGUUGAAAAAACAGGACGGCAACUUCGAACAGGAAAAUUCGUCGGAAGACAAUCCUAUUCAUAUAGCUAAGAAAAAUCCAUGUACACGGGAUGUGGGUAUACAGUGUGUUACACCCACCCUGCUGGAGCGGUCCCGCAGUCCUUCAUUACAUGGAGAAAACGACAAGGACAGAUUUUUAGGUUUGCCUCCAGGUCUUCUGCAGUAUGGAAACCAACAGAUUGCAUUGCUUCUUAUCAAGCAAGAGGAUCUAGACAUGUAUGACUACAGCUCUGCCUGCAUCUUCCCGAAGCUGGCAGGUGACCAGUUAAAGUCCUUCCUGGUGCAGCGGACUCCGGCGCCAGUUCCGUCUCAAGAAGCUGACCAAAGUCCAUCAAAUGAAGCCACGGCCCAGCAGACCCAUGGCCCCACUCCUUCUCCAUCUCACCCUGUGCAAGGGCCUGCUCCCUCAGCACCUGUUGAAGCGGCUCAGAGUUGUGAAUUUAAUCCUUUAGACAGUCUCCAGGUCUCUUUAAACCUGAUGCCUGAUAUACAGGAGGGAAAUCCUGCCAUGCCACCACCACCUGCACCGUCCACAUCACCUACCUCACCCACUUCCCAGGUUGAUGCAGCUGAUGAAAGCACAUCUUCUACAUCCAUAGCUAUAGUCAAUGUAGCUACCGUGAAAUCAGAGCCAAUUGAUUGUGAAAUAGAUCCGCAAAACUUGAAGUCACAUCCACUGACUCACCAGGAUGAGCCUAGACGGCCAAGCACCAGGCAAUCAAAGUCAACGCGUCGUCGUGUGGUGUUUAUAAAAACAACCCAUACCCAGGCCAAAGAUCUCCCUCAGGAAAAAGCUUCUACGUUCCAGAAGCGGCAAGCGAUGGUCACUCUGACCCACUGCGAUACUUCGCCCAGCCAAGCUGUACCCCAGAAGAGACCACGCCACUCAGGCGGGGGCCAUGUUGGUAAGAACCAGUGCGAGGUGUGCAUGCGCACGUUGAGCAGCGCGUCGGCCUUGCAAAGCCACCGCUUGUUGCACACGGGCGAGAGGCCGUUUGGCUGUAGCCGCUGCGACAAGACCUUCCCCAGCGCGCGCGGCCUCAACCGCCACGUGCGGAUCCACUCGGGCGGCAGGCCGCACCAAUGCGAGGAGUGCGGCAAGUCCUUUGUCUACCAGUUCAACCUCACGUCGCAUCAGCUCACCCACGGCGCCAAAAAGCCGCACAGCUGCAGCGUCUGCGGCAAGCGCUUCCUGUCCAAGCCCGAGUUGACCACGCACUCGCGCGUCCACACCAACGAGACGCCAUACAAGUGCACGCUGUGCGGGAAGAAGUUCAAGUACCGCAUGUCGUACAACACACACGUACGGGGACACCACGGCGAUAUGCGUUACAAAUGCACUAUCUGCAGCAAAGCCUUUGUCGACCCCAGCAACUUGAAUACACACAAGCGUAUACACACUGGGGAGAGGCCAUACAAGUGUAAAGAAUGUGGGAAGACGUUCACACAGUCGGGGCAUCUCAAGAAACAUGUCACGACGCAACAUGCAUAUUUAUCAAAGUGAUAACCUCUGGGACAAAUCAUUCUAUCAUAUGUUAAUAAUGCAUACUUGGUGUAGGCUUACACCAUGCAACACCAAAUCAAUUGGGAUUAAUAUGACUCCAUAUGAUGUGCCAGUGUGUUGAUUUAUAUCAGGGAUUCUCAAGUCUUCUCCUGGACUUAUUGUAAACUCACAUGAUGUUUUCAUGAGUAGUCAACUCAUUACGGUCAUGCUCAAUAAGGUCUUUCACAUUUAAUAAUAAUAUUUGGUAUAAACAUAAUUUAGCAAUUCCAGUGGCACAGAUGUUCAUUGUUCAAUGUACAUGUUUUCUGAUUUAUUAUAUGGGAUUGGUUACCGUGACAGUAUCCAUAGUAUAGUGUCUAGAUCAUGGAUGUUAAAUGAAAAUAUUUAGGAGAGAAAGUUUAUACAGUUUAGAUUGUAAAUAUCUCUACCUUCUUACACUUCUGUGAAAUAUUGUUGAUAUGAAUGCUGAAGAUUUGUAUGUGUGCUUGUUUGUAUACAUCCAUGUUUAUAUCUGAUGCUUCACUUAUGUUUUUUCUUUUCUUUUUUUUUUCCCUUCACGUCAUGGUAUGACAGAUGUGUAAUAAAAGCUUAACAGAAAGAGAUGUCCAUGUGA